ACGCAUUCACGCAUAUCGGAUGGGGUCCACCUAUUGCGACGCGAUGGGGUCUCGAGGAGACGUUUCUCGGGCCUGAACCUCCGUCAGAGGAGCGCGAGAUCGAUUUGCCAGACGCACCCGAGUACCAAACGUCGUUUACUCACCCCGGAAAGGCCAUUCCAGGCUUUACGAGUGAAUUCGCCCCGCUAGAGAUCAUAGACCUCGACAGCGACGACGAGUACGAUCCGUUAUUUGACGACGACCCUCGACCUCGCAAGAAAAAAGGCAAGGAAAAGGCGAUCACCCCCAAGACCCUCAAGACCGUGUGUGCAAUGUGCAAGGAUCCUCUGGUGAUGGGUGCGACGACCGAGGACCGGCGAAACUAUGCGCUACGAUGUGGCCACAUUGUGGACGGCAAAUGCCUAUGGAACAUUGCCAAGCCGGCUGGUGCUCAAGCGUCGGAAACGAUGGAAGCUGAGC
Molecule: messenger RNA, 459 nt
Organism: Acaulospora colombiana
Lineage: Eukaryota; Fungi; Glomeromycota; Glomeromycetes; Diversisporales; Acaulosporaceae
Source: the annotation of a GenBank genome assembly